Molecule: messenger RNA, 984 nt
Organism: Lolium perenne
Lineage: Eukaryota; Viridiplantae; Streptophyta; Magnoliopsida; Poales; Poaceae
Product: early nodulin-like protein 21
Cellular component (GO): plasma membrane
Molecular function (GO): electron transfer activity
Source: RefSeq, a predicted model, not a curated record
GCCUCGCGUCUACGCCAUUGCCGGCCGGAGCAGGGAGAGAUAGAUAGAGCAUCCAACCUUUGCUCCUGCUGCUUAUCACCGCUCGGCUUCCUCCUCCCUCCUGCCGCACCACCGCAAUCCGAGGUCAUCAAGCCAUGGCGGGGUCGACGAUCGGUUCCUCCUCCAAGCUUGGGCUCCUCCUCCCCGCGCUCGCCUUCGUCCUCGUCUUCGCCGCGAGCCCCGGGCUCGCGUCUUCCGCGGCGCCGGGUCUCGUGUUCCACGUCGGCGGCCCGCGCGGGUGGCGCGUCCCCGACGCCAACACCAGCUACGGCUGGUGGGCCAUGAACAACCGCUUCCACGUCGGCGACAAGCUCUACUUCAAGUACGAGAACGACUCGGUGCUCCUCGUCGACCGGGAGGACUUCGACGCCUGCAACGCCACGGAGCCCAUCGCCAGGUCCGACGACGGCAGCACCACGUUCCCCCUCGACAGGCCGGGGUUCUUCUGCUUCAUCAGCGGCCACCCGGGCCACUGCGAGGAGGGCCAGAGGCUCAUCGUGCGCGUUAUGGUGCACCCGGCCGAGCUCGCGCCCGCGCCUGGACCGGACGCCUACGCGCCGGGGGCGUCGCAGCCAGGCGGCGGCGGCGGAGGAUCUAGCGGCGGACAGGGUGGGUCGUCGUCCGGCGCUUCGUCUGCUGCUGUUGCUGUCGGCGGCUUCGCUCUAGCCGCGGCACUUGCAGUUGGCCUCGUCUUGCUGCUUCAGUGAUCAGUUCGUUGCAUGUAUGCAAUAUGCAUGCAUACUAGCCUAGUUUAUAAUUCAGGUUUUAUUAUUGAUUUUUAGUCGAUUCCUCUUCUAUUUGAGUCAUCCAGUACUAGCAGUGUUCCAGGAUAUGAUUGUGUCAGACACCAUAGCCUAUAUUUAUAAUUCUAUUGGUAAUCGAUCCUAUAUAUGUAAUGACAGUUAUUGUAUUGUGUUCUUUGAUCGGUAUGAAUAUUUGAGAUUC